Molecule: messenger RNA, 1457 nt
Organism: Tuber aestivum (summer truffle)
Lineage: Eukaryota; Fungi; Ascomycota; Pezizomycetes; Pezizales; Tuberaceae
Source: the annotation of a GenBank genome assembly
AAUCUGAUCGAGUGCGGCAUCAUGUUCAGAGCAGCAUCCCGCCUCCGCAGAGCUAGACCUCUGCAAAGGUCCAGGGGCGCCAUCAUCCCAAUGCCAACAAUAGUACGCUCGGUCUCCACAACUCGCCCCCUAUGGAAAGACGACGGUGAGACCAAGCCCGGACAGUUCGCUCGCACAGAUCCGUCCAUCAACAUGGACUACCCAGCCGGGUGGGAUUUGCCGUCGAGUAAUCCUGUGCGGAGGUAUAGGCGGACACUGAAGAGUUUUUCGCUGGAAGGAAAAGUCGCGGUGGUUACUGGGGGUGCUAGAGGGUUCGUUUACUGUUUCUCUUCGAUGGAGGGAGAGAGGGAGCGAUUGCUGAUGAACGGUGCUGGGCUUUGUUGUAUAGCUUGGGGUAUGUGAUGACCCAGGCACUUGUUGAGUCUGGAGCUGAUGCUGCGAUUGUGGACUUGGAUGGUUGGUGCCCUUCUCUUUUAGAGAUUGAAGCGAAGGGAGGGGAUCUGAUCUAGGGAUUGUGGUAUGUGUACAGGUGAGGAAGCAGUAAAGUCCGCCAAAAACCUCCUUGAGCAUUUCAAGGGUGAGAAUCCCGAUGCUGAAUGGUUAGCACCCCCCCCCCCAUCCCGACUCCUCCCCCUCCUGCCCUUCCCACUAAUAUACCCUUCCUCCCCACAGCCUCCCAACAAUAACCGCCCACACAUCCGACGUCUCCUCCCCAACCUCCGUCCGCUCUACCAUCUCGGAAAUCCUCACCCAGCACAACUCGCACAUAGACAUUCUCGUGACUUCCGCCGGCUUCACCGAGACUUUCAAAGCGGAGGACUACCCGCAUGACCGCAUGCAGAAGCUCUGGGGCGUGAAUGUCGAUGGAACGUACUUCUGCGCUGUGGAGGUUGCGAAACACAUGAUCGAGCGGAAGCGCCCUGGUAGCAUGGUCUUCAUCGGGAGCAUGAGUGGGAGCAUUGUGAAUAUCCCGCAGCCACAGGCGCCGUAUAAUGCUGCGAAAGCCGCUGUUAGACAUCUAGCUAGUAGUCUAGCCGUCGAGUGGGCACCGCAUGGGAUUAGGGUUAAUUGUAUUUCGCCCGGGUACAUGCUUACGGCUUUGUACGCACCCUGCUCCUGCUUAUGGGGGAUUGUGUGCUAAUGGUUACCAGGACGAGAAAGAUUUUGGACGACAAUCCGGAUUUGAACGCCAAGUGGACAAGCUUGAUUCCUCAAGGGAGAAUAGGUAACCCGGAGGAUUUGAUGGGCGCGGUUGUAUUCCUAGCCAGCGGCGCGAGUAAUUACGUUACCGGGGCGGACCUGAGAGUUGACGGUGGUUAUACCGUUACCUAAUUCGUCUGGACUGUUCUCUUGUGUUAUGUGCAUGAGGUAGCAUAUCCACUGAUGUAGGUAUCGUAAUGAAGUUUAUGGCAAUCUUGAUAUAUAUACACCGAAUAUAGGUUAGGUUUAGAAGCCCA